Molecule: messenger RNA, 1656 nt
Organism: Durusdinium trenchii
Lineage: Eukaryota; Dinophyceae; Suessiales; Symbiodiniaceae
Source: the annotation of a GenBank genome assembly
AUGUUCUCCAGCUCGGUCCUGGGUCUGGCACGCUUUGCGCGAUUUCAGUACCAGCUCUUCCGGAUCAGUAUUGACACCUUGCUUUUGAUGGUUCUGUCCAUUUUGACUCAAGUGGAGGACUGGUUCACUUUGUGCACUCAGUGCCUCCACUCUGGCCUGAGCAGGUCUGUUCGGAAAUACUUUCGCCUGGAACGGGACUUGAAGAGGGCCACCAGCUUUGCAGAAUACCGCCGAGCUGAAGAGGCGUUUCGAAAGAUGCAUUCAAUUUGCCGGCCGAUCUGCCGCCGCCCGUCUGGUGCUCGCCUUGCCUGUAGCUGCGAGGAGCACCUGCAAGUGCUCCACAUGGAAUUGGAAAAGUCUUUGGAGGCAAAAGGCACGGAGGACUUGGCAAAGCUAGAGCCUCUUUUGGUGGAUCAAGCUGGCGGGGUGGAGUGGAGCCGCGUCCCAAAUGCAGAGCAGUACUUGGACAAGUUGUGCCAUUGCUUGGAAGCCUCAUGCCAACGUCGAAAGGGUGAGACUGAUUGGUUGGUGGAUCGACGCAAAGCGAUUGGCCGUACCGCGCUCUGCUUGAGUGGCGGCGGCAGUUUGGCCAUGCACCACAUGGGUGUGUGCCGCUUCCUCCUGGAGGCAUCAACUUCAAUGCGCAAGGGGCAACAGAAUCGGAGUUCACUCCAGUGGAUGGGGAACCUUGAUCUUAGUUGUUGGGGAGUGCAGAAGCUGAGUGCUUUCAGAUGCCAUCAGCAUACGGUCAUAGCCUUUGAGUCAUGGCAGGAAGGCUUAAUGCCCAAGAUUGUCAGCGGCGUAUCGGGUGGCUCCAUCGUCGCCGGCUUUCUGGCUAUCCACACAGAUGAGGAGAAGCUUGGCUAUGCUUAUAGCCACGAGCUUUUCAACUUCCUGCAGCUGGGCGUCUUAGUUCCCACGGAGGACUUCGAGGGUACCUGUCAGGCAUACUUUGGCACUUGGACCUUUGAAGAGGCCUAUCGGCGAACCGGGCGGCCAGUGACCAUUGUGAUCUCCUCAAACUUCUCCAGAAAGCUGCCAGCUUGUGUGAUGCUGAACCACAUGACCGUGCCACGGGUCACCGUCGCCUCCGCUGUGGCCGCCUCUUGUGCAGCCAUUGGCGUAAUGCGGCCCAGGGGCUUGGUGGUGAAGGAUCCUCUCACUGGCACCUUAGCUCCCUUCAACGUUUUGGGCGAGUCCUUCGCCGACGGCUCCUUUACGGCAGAGGUGCCCAAGGAUUAUUUACGCUCCUGCUUCGGUGCAACGCGCUUCCUGGUGUCGCAGGUGAAUCCACACGUGUCUUCCUUCAUGGAUGCCAAGGGAGGUGUGUUGCAUAGCCUUCGAGGGCAUUUUGGCUUUGAUCUUCAGCAGCGCGCGCGAAUGCUCUCCGAGUACAAUCUUCUGCCGUCCUUCUUUGGCCGGGCAAUGUGCCAGGCUACAAAGCAUUUGUCACAAGACUUCCAGGAGAACAAGUCAGGCCUCACUGUGCACCCACCACACGUGGGUUUGGCCUCAGUCAAGGCAGCCAUCUCAAAUCCCUCCCUGCGCGACAUGGAACGCUACAUCCUGCAGGGUCAGCGAAUGGCAUGGGAGAAGGCACAUGAGAUCCGCAUCAUGAUGCUGCUGGAGGCGAGGGCUGUUCAUAACAGAAUAUGA